AUGUUCUCGCUCGGACUCAACUCGGGCGCCUUCUGGGCGCGCCCCCUCCGCACGGCGUCGCGCCGCAUGAUCGCCACGGCCAAGACGUCGCCCGCGCGCCAGCAGGAGAUCCUCAUCGCGCAGCGCAAGAACAGACCCGUGUCGCCGCACCUGACCAUCUACCAGCCGCAGCUGACUUGGUACCUGUCGUCGCUGCACCGUGUCAGCGGUGUGAUCCUCGCGUUCGGGUUCUUCGCCACGACCAUUGCCUUCGGCACCUCCGCGCUGCUCGGCCUGGGUCUCACCUCCAACAACCUCGCCCGCUGGUACCACGAAAAGGUGCCCCGCUGGAUGGACCUCACCGCCAAGGGCUCAUUCGCCUACCUGUUCGCGUUCCACUUCGCCAACGGCCUCCGCCACCUGAUCUGGGAUGCCGGUAAGGCCCUGACGCUCCGCGGCGUCUACACCACGGGCUACGCAGUCAUGGCUGUCAUGGCUCUCGGAGGUACCUACUUGCUCACUUGGUGA
Molecule: messenger RNA, 507 nt
Organism: Lachancea thermotolerans CBS 6340
Lineage: Eukaryota; Fungi; Ascomycota; Saccharomycetes; Saccharomycetales; Saccharomycetaceae
Gene: SDH3
Product: succinate dehydrogenase cytochrome b subunit SDH3
Exons: 1
Coding region: 1-507 (168 amino acids)
Biological process (GO): mitochondrial electron transport, succinate to ubiquinone; tricarboxylic acid cycle
Cellular component (GO): membrane
Molecular function (GO): electron transfer activity; succinate dehydrogenase activity
Source: RefSeq, a predicted model, not a curated record